AUGAAGAGAUCCGUAGUGGAUAAGAAUCUUGGUCCUUUGGUGAAGACUGUGAUGACUCGUUGUAUUCAAUGUACAAGGUGUGUCAGAUUUGCAACGGAGGUUGCUGGGGUUCAGGACCUUGGCAUGUUAGGCCGUGGCAGCGGAGAGGAAAUUGGGACUUAUGUUGAAAAACUUAUGACUAGUGAACUUUCGGGAAAUGUGAUAGAUAUCUGUCCAGUGGGAGCUCUAACCUCAAAACCAUUUGCAUUUAAAGCUCGAAAUUGGGAAUUGAAGGGAACAGAGACCAUUGAUGUUACUGAUGCUGUUGGGUCGAACAUUCGAAUUGAUAGCCGAGGUCCAGAAGUCCUGCGCAUUGUUCCACGGUUAAAUGAGGACAUAAAUGAAGAAUGGAUAUCAGACAAGACUCGAUUUUGUUAUGAUGGUUUGAAGAGGCAGAGGUUAAAUGACCCUAUGAUUCGUGGUGCUGAUGGGCGCUUUCAGCCUGUGAGCUGGCGUGAUGCCCUUGCUGUAGUUGCUGAGAUGGCUCAUCAAGUUAAACCAGAGGAGAUUGUUGGGAUUGCUGGUCAGCUGUCUGAUGCUGAGUCCAUGAUGGCACUGAAAGACUUCUUAAAUAAAAUGGGUUCAAACAAUGUGUGGUGUGAAGGAAAUGGUUCAAAUCGUGAUGCUGAUCUUCGAUCUGGAUAUAUUAUGAACAGUAGCAUUGCUGGGCUUGAGAAAGCGGAUGCUUUUCUAUUGGUUGGUACCCAGCCAAGAGUAGAAGCUGCUAUUGUAAAUGCUAGAAUCCGGAAGACGGUGCAAGCUACCCACGCCAAGGUUGGGUACAUUGGCCCUGCAGCUGAUUUCAACUAUGAUCACGAGCAUCUUGGCACAGGCCCUCAAACACUUCAAGAAAUUGCUGAGCGUCGUCACCCAUUUUCCUCAGUCCUCUCAAAUGCCAAAAACCCUGCCAUCAUUAUUGGUGCUGGGGUCUUUGAGAGAAAAGACAAGGAUGCAAUUUUUUCUGCUGUUGAAACCAUUGCAAAGUAUGCUGAAGUUGUAAGGCCUGAUUGGAAUGGAGUCAAUGUACUGCUUCUCAAAGCUGCCCAGGCUGCAGCACUUGACCUUGGACUUGUGCCAGAAUCUGAAAACAGCAUUGAGUGUGCAAAGCUUGUUUACCUGAUGGGAGCUGAUGAUGUUAACUUGGAGAAGGUUCCAAGCGAUGCAUUUGUGGUUUAUCAAGGGCAUCAUGGGGACCGGGGUGUGUAUCGUGCCAAUGUCAUCCUUCCUGCAGCAGCAUUCAGUGAAAAGGAAGGGACGUAUGUAAAUACAGAAGGGUGCUCUCAGCAAACAGUACCUGCAGUUCCGACUGUCGGUGAUGCUAGGGAUGAUUGGAAGAUAAUUCGGGCUCUAUCUGAGGUUGCAGGUGUGCGGCUGCCAUAUGAUACACUAGGGGCCAUCCGAUCCCGGAUGAGGACAGUAGCACCAAACAUUUUGCAAAUAGACGAGAGAGAGCCAGCUACAUUUUCAUUUUCAAUUAAGCCGGAAUCCAAGCAAAAGUUGGAUUCGACUCCAUUUGGGACUGCCGUUGAGAAUUUCUAUAUGACUGAUUCGAUCACCAGAGCAUCAAAGAUAAUGGCACAAUGCAGUUCAAUGCUGUUGAAGAAGUGA
This is a messenger RNA of Prunus armeniaca (apricot), 1647 nucleotides long. The record is from the annotation of a GenBank genome assembly. NCBI's taxonomy places the organism in Eukaryota, Viridiplantae, Streptophyta, Magnoliopsida, Rosales, Rosaceae.